Molecule: messenger RNA, 867 nt
Organism: Mucor mucedo
Lineage: Eukaryota; Fungi; Mucoromycota; Mucoromycetes; Mucorales; Mucoraceae
Product: ribosomal protein L18e/L15P
Exons: 5
Coding region: 59-766 (235 amino acids)
Biological process (GO): translation
Cellular component (GO): mitochondrial large ribosomal subunit
Molecular function (GO): structural constituent of ribosome
Source: RefSeq, a predicted model, not a curated record
CCCUAGAAGGGCGGAGGCUUACUAUUUCCCCUUGUCUAAAUUGAUCAUUCAAAAAAUAAUGCUUCGUUCAGUCUUUACCGCCAAGACUUGCUUUUCAAGCGCCUUGCCAGCUCGUGCGCUUUCAACACAAGCCAUUCAACCACCCAAGACACCUGUCAACCUUGCUCAUUUAUCAGAUAAUCACGGAGCUGUCUCAGAGCGUACUCGUGUAGGUCGUGGCCCUGGUUAUGGUAAGGGUAAGACCUCAGGUCGUGGUCAUAAGGGUCAAAAAGCUAGAUGUGGUAAUGGUCAACCUGUUCCUUGGUUCGAAGGUGGUCAAACUCCUUUAGUUAGACGUUUGCCCAAGCGUGGUUUCUUUAACAUCCAUGGUAAAGAUUAUCAAGAAUUAAACUUGGAUCGUCUUCAACAUUGGAUCACCACUGGUCGUAUCGACGCUUCUCAACCCAUCACUAUGAAGCAUUUAUUAGACAGCCGUUGUAUACAUAAAAUUGAGGAUGGUGUCAAGAUUUUGAGUGUUGGCGCUGAUACUUUCAAUGUUCCCAUCACAAUUGAAGUUUCAAGAGCAUCACAAAAGGCUAUUGAGGCCAUCGAAAAGGCCGGCGGAAAAAUCACCACUCGUUACUAUAACGAAAUUGCCUUGAGAUCUGUCGUCCAUCCCGAAAAGUUUGCACAAACUCCCAAAUUCGCAGCACCAUUACGAAAGGAGGAUAUCAAAUAUUAUUCCGAUAUCAAGAAUAGAGGUUAUUUGGCUCAACAAGAAGCAUAGAUUUAUUCACACAUAUACUCACGCACACAAUCACACUCUCUAUCACAAAAUCAUACAACUAAUAUGGAUAAAUGAAUAAAAAAAUGUAUAUAAAUACACGA